This is a messenger RNA of Drosophila grimshawi, 882 nucleotides long. RefSeq names its product receptor-binding cancer antigen expressed on SiSo cells. Gene Ontology annotation, cellular component: secretory granule. Lineage: Eukaryota; Metazoa; Arthropoda; Insecta; Diptera; Drosophilidae. The transcript has 3 exons. The coding region runs from base 16 to 630 and encodes 204 amino acids. The record is from RefSeq and is a predicted model, not a curated record.
UAGAUACUACAACAAAUGGUAUUGCAACAAAUCAAAAUGCUGCUGCUGGGCAUUGUGACACUGUGCCGGCGAGCGCUCUGCUGUUUCUCGCGGCGCCGCAAGCUCAGCCACGGCGGCAACGAUCAGCUGCAAGCGGUGACAAUUGGCGACUUUCCAGCAGCAACAGCAAAAUCGACGGCACAUGGCAAGGAGCGCGACUGGAACAGCUGGGACGACAGUCCGCGCACCGUCGAGGAGCACAUCGAACAGUAUCGCCAGCGCAUGGCCCAGCCACCCACGCCGCCCAAAGAGGAGCCCGAACCGGACUUCUUUAGUGAACUGACGCCGGACAUUAAGCCGCAAUUGAAAUACUAUCUCGGCGAUGCGACAGCGGCAGCGUCACCAGCGCCAGCGCCAACUGAUUUCUCAAGACUGAAAGCGACCGACAUGGUGCCCAUUAGCUCAAAUGCUGAUCUCGAGGAUUGGGUGGACGACAAUGCCGGCGGCUGGGAGGAGCUGGACACAUCGCAAACGAAACACAUUAUGCGAGAGAAGCGUCGCGAGAUGCGACAUCAGCGACCAGCGCCAAUUAAAGCUCAGGCGCCCAGCAUUGGCGCCCAGCGGAUUAGCGAUGUGCAGCGGAUGGCGUAGUAAAUAAUGAAACAAACACACACAGACACAAACACACAGACACACACACACAGACACACGCUCGAUGCACUUUUGCCUCACUGUGCCUCUACGUUUCAUUCCACUUGUAAUUUUUAAUAUUAAAAAAAAAACAAAUCAAAACAAAACAAAUGAAAAAAGUUUGUUAACAAUUUGGCCUUAGUUUAAUGACGCCCCGCCGCCACGUCCUGAUUGAGUUUUUCACCAUGGUUGGCCACACACAUACAUGCAUAU